CCAUGGCCGCGCCGGUUCUCUCUCUCAUGAGGCUGCUCUUUGUGGUGGAAAUGGCGGGUGCAAGGCCAAAAUUAGAUGUAUCUGAUUUGGCCAUGCAGUUGGAGCGGCAAGAGGCAAUCCGAGAACAUUUGCGUGGGGAUGCCAAAGCCGUCCUGUUCCCUGAGACUACCAACAUAUGUGUCAAACAUGCUUGCCACCCUCAGAUCCAUGCUCUGUUGAAGAUUUUGCUCAUCAAGACGGUGGAAACGCCUAAUAGGCCUCAACCUCCCAUCCACCCCCUCCGGGAGCAGCUUGCACUCCUGUAUGCCAAGAUGUCUCGGCCGGGUGAUGACAAGACGGUCAUCGAGGACUCCUGGUUCAUCAGGAAUUUUUUGGGUUUGGUCAAGAUGAAGACCAGAAAGGAGAAGGUCUCAACUGACAAAAGGUUCCAGGAGCUGUGCCUGAUCCUCAACCCAAAUCUGCAGGCGAAGUGUGAUGAGAUCAAUCGCUUGGUGGAAGAGAAAGAGGCAGCCAAGCUUGCGCGGCAGGCCAAACAACAAAAGGAUGAUGAUGCCUAUGAUGAGUCUGCCGGGUCUGACGACUCUAGUGAUUCUGAUGGUCCGGCGUGGGAUCGAAUGUGCCGAAUGUCAGUCCUGCCCCAGCACAAGAAGCAUUGUCAAGAGCCAAAAGCCCGUGAUGCAAUGAACCAAACUCGCAAGAUGAACUUGGAGGAAGCCAAAGCAAGACUGGCUCAGUAUGGAGCUAAGAUUCGUGAAAGGAAGAUCGAGUUGCAGCAGUCCAUCAGGAGACUCAAAGCUGAAGACUUGCAUGAUAAUCCCGAGCGUGCCCGAGGUGCUGCUGUGGCUGCUGUGGCUGCCGUGGCUGCGGCGGACCAUGUGGAAACCCAGCCCGUUGAAGACAUCAUGGGGGUGUCGGUCCCGGAUUCUUUGUCCCCAUCAGCCCUAUCUCCUGACAUUGACACCUCCAAGUCCCGGGCGACAUACCAACGUCGACAGAUGCCACAUGAUGAUGACAGUGUCCAACUGGCAGCUGAUGAGUCUACUGUGGAUCCCUUGCCGGGAGCUGAAGGUAGUCCAGCAACAUAUGUCACCAGGGAUCAGCAACUGACACGCAAAGCAUCACAGAAAGUAAAACGGGACAAGGCUGGCAAAGGGAAAGCAGGUGGUAAGAAAGGGAAGGGGAAAAAGGUGAAAAGAACACGCAAAGGGAAAAAGACUGUGAAGUCCACACACCGCGGUCACCGCGGGUUGAAAACCCUUCGCAGCUUCAGCAAGUCGGAUGGCUACAGCCCUUCCAAAAACCAUGGUGAUGAUAAUGCAACCACAGGUGAAGGUGAAGAUGCCGUCCCCAAAUCAAAACGAGCACGAUCCAGUAAAGUGACAUCAGCACCUGCAGAUAGCAACACGCCUCCCUCUCGCAAACGCAAGAACAAGCAGCAGACUAGCGCGACUAGUGAAGUGACUGCAGAGAAUCAACCUGCCAAGAAGUCAGCGCGAAAGCCAAAAGGUGAAGCAGCCGCAGCACCAGCGGCAAAGGCAAAAGCAAAGGCAAAAGCAAAGGCAAAGGCAAAGGCUAAGAGUAAGUCUAGCAAAACGAAGCCAACAACAGAGGAGUUCGCCAUGAAGCAGCAGGCAGAUCCCAAGUUUGUUGCAGCCCAAGUUGAUGGCAUGCGAGCUUUGGCCUGCAAACUUGACCCUGAAGCAAAAGUCACGUCGCCUCAGUUCAAAGCUUUUGCCCGUAGCUUGAUCCCUGACAAUGAGUUCGAGGAGCACAAACUCAACAUCUACUGGACCAGGACUGCAGUAGGUGUUACGAACAAUAACACGGGCAAAGACCUGAUCACCUACAGCUUCAAUGGGUCCAGUGCAGCCGAUUCACACAAGAUUGGCGUCGCAAUGUUUUGUGCUAUGGAAACAGUCUUCAGCAUGCCGGGCAUUCGGCGCAACAUCUGGCAGGUGCGAUCCAAAUUCCAAGCCAAGAGCAAAGGAGGACAGCUAGUCGAGGAGGAGGAGGAGAAGGAGGAGGCGGAGGAGGAGGAGGAAGUGGCGGGCAUGGAGUAUCCAGUGAAGUUCGGCUUCAAAAUCAUCGACCUUUACCACCACUUGACUACGUCUCCGAAUGGCCAGGCACCAACUCCUGCUGAGGUUCCCAGCGCCAUGGUCUCAUAUCAGGAAAUGCCUGAUGAAUUUCUGGCUCUGGAAUGGGCCGAAUUGACUGAAGACCUUGAGAAGAUGGACCCCCUUGCUGGUCAUGUCGCUGAAAGUCCAUCGAUGCCAGCCCAGGAUGCCGUGACAGCCCAAAGUGGACCCGAAGCUGAAGCUCCGGACAUGGACUUGUCCACAGCAGAGACGCUGCAGGCUACAGAUACUCAGCUGGAAAUGGCAUUGCUUCCUUCGACUUCCCCCGCUACCCUUCCAGUGGGUGAGGAGACCUUGCCACGGCCAGUUCCUACGCCCUCUCGUGUGGCGGCUGGGGGUGAAGUGGAAACUCCUUCUGUCAAACCCGGUGCCCCAUCCGCUUUGGUGGCCAAGCCUCCAAAGCAAACACGUCAGGAGCUUUUGCGGAAUGCUGCCAAAGCCCAAGUGAGGGUGAGGAUUAAUGGUGCCAAGAAGGCUUGCAUGAGCAAGGAAGCAACUCACGUCAGGAAGAACGUCUACGACAAUGUCGAGGAGUACUACGUGGUGAUCAAGGAGAAAGGUUCGAGGGAGGAGAUGCAGAGCCAAGAAGCAUCUGAGGAACCAAGCCUGACGUCCGAUUUCUCUGGCCUUGCAAAGAUGGAUGCCAGAUUGGCUGCAGAUACUGCCAACCCAGCUGGUGGUGGAGGAAAUCAGGUUGAUGAGAUCAAAGAGAAGAUGAAAAAGUUCCUGGAUUCCAUGAUCCAAAAGUCAGGAAAGAUUAGACAACUCAUACGGGAGAUCAGCGAAAGCUAUACCCAGCUGAAAAAGGCUUUGGAGGAUCAGGUCCAGAAACUGGAUGCCCAGUAUGAUAUUUGCAAUGAAGUGAUGGCCAACGGAGAAGUCAGUGGGUUCCCGAAAGAGUUCCUACCGAAAGCCACUGCUGCCAUGAACACUGCAACCCUGGCGAGUGCGAAAAAGUAUGAGAAGAAGGACGGGCAGGUUCCGGUGAAAGAGGAAAAGGAGAAGGAUAAGGAGACGGAUGGCAAAAAGCCAAAAAAGGACAAGAAGAACAAAGCAGAAAAAAAACCCAAGGAUAACAAGCGCAAACGUGCUGGAAACGCAUUGAAGGCAUUCGUCAAAGACAUCGGUGAUGGAGUCUUUGCCUCAGCCGUGUUCAGACUGCAGCGUCCAAGUCCGAUCGGACAUGUUGAGCCUUCCAUUCCCUUGGCUAAGUGGGUGGCCUCCCUGCCAUCCAAACUCCAAUCCAACCCGAGCCUCCUCACCAUUGCAAGUGAGGCAGCUGCUGAACCCAAAGGUCCUGCAGUCGAACUGGCGCAGUGCUCACCCACUCCCUUGCUCCCGGGUAAGCGUGGCUGCAAAAACAUUCGCUUGGGAGGAGCAUCGACUUGCCGCUCAGCAAUCCGAGCAGCGAAGGCCGUUGUGAGUGACAUCGGGGAGGUCAGCGCAGCAAAAAGCAAUGGCUUGGUGCGUCUCUCACACUGCUCUGAGAGCCAUAGUGAGCGUGAUGUGGAGGUGCUUUCACGGCAGUACAAGAUCCGCCUGCCUGUGCAAAUCUCAGAGCUCAAAAAGAGCCCGGGAGUUCGCUAUAUGGGCAGUUUCAAAGUGAUCAGCCUGCGCAGCUGGAUUGAAUUUUUGACAAAUUUCAAUGUUUGGCAUGUCAUGCUUGGCCUUCACCAUCCCGAUGAAGCACGCGAGCGUGCAAUCCUGACAGAAUUUUGGAGGCUAUACAAGGCAGCCAACCCACAGCACAUGCUGUGGCAGGUUGUAGAAGAGAAUUCGGUGGACCUCAGCAAAUGCCUUCCGAUUCUCUGUCAUGGAGAUGAAGGGCGUGGCAGGAAGAAGUCGCCCUUUUUAAUAACUGCCUAUCACAGUUGCCUGGGCUUUGGAACAGACUUAGCCAACAGCACACGUGCCCGUCGUCCAUACCUUUCCCUCCGCCUCAAUUAUUGUGGCAGCACCCACAUACAUCGGAUGCUGACCGGGUGCCUUCCCAAGAUGGUCAAGGACGAACAAGCCUUCAAAGACUUGUGUUCGUUUAUGGCUGCAGAUUGUGUCUCAAUGAUUGAGCAGGGCGUGGAAAGCAAGCACGGGGGCCGUGUCUGGGCGGCCUGCUUGAACAUCGUGGGAGAUUGGAUGUGGCUGGCCAAGGCGGCCAACUUGGAACGCAGCUUUUCCACGGUACAGAAAAGACCUUGGACCGCUGCCUCGGUCCCAAAAGGGAUUUGUCACUGGUGUCACGCCGGAAGGCGAGGCUUUGACUUUGAGGACAUGUCCAUGAAUGCAGCGCACAGGGGAACUAUGUUUCUGCAGGGUGAUCAGCCAUGGAGCACUCGACCAGUGUUCUUGGAUAUCCCACAUGAUCCUUCAAAACCUGCUGCGUUCUUCUAUUUUGAUUUGUGGCAUUGCUUCCAUUUGGGAAUGGGGAAGAGCUUCGUUGCCAGUGUUUUUGCAUUGAUCAGCGACCGGCUUCCUGGUGGUGCAGUGGAUGCGCGGUUCGCUCACUUGACGGACUUGUACCUUCAGUUCUGUGACGAGGAACGGACCGCUCCAUACAUCACUGCCAUUACCACCGCGCUGGUGGGAUGGCCUGACCGGAAGACAUAUCCAAACGGCCAAUGGCACAAAGGCCACACAACCACUGCCUUCUGCCAUUUCUUGGAGCGAUGGUUUGCUGUGAAUAACAUAGCAGGGGAUUUGCUUUUGCGCAAAUCUCAUGAGGCUACUGUUUGCAUCAACCGCUGCUUGCACAUGCUCUAUGCCAGUGACCUUUGGCUGAAACCUGCCAAGUGUCAAGCCAUCGGACAGCUGGGCAUGCGCUUCCUCUGCUUGUACCAGGUGGAUGAAGAUUAUAUUGGGAAGAAGAGCAGGUUGGCGAGACGUGUUGCGCCGGCCACUGUGGUGCAACGUGUCAUCGAACGCACACUUUCAAUCUCAUAUGCGCACUGGCAUGAAGCUG
Messenger RNA from Cladocopium goreaui, 5094 nucleotides. NCBI's taxonomy places the organism in Eukaryota, Dinophyceae, Suessiales, Symbiodiniaceae. The record is from the annotation of a GenBank genome assembly.